UCGACCGUACGAAACACGUAACGGAAAUUGCGUAUACGCCUUGUGGUAUUUGUUGAGCACAUUUUUUGUUGGUUGUGCCGUGUCGUGUAAUUAAUAAUUAAAUAAAUACAAAAUGUAAAAAAUACCUACUACAAACAAAUAGUGCGAAAGUGUUAAAUUUAAACAUGACAAUUUUCUUUGUUUUUUUAUUUUGGAGAUUCUUUUACCAUUUAAUAUUUCUUUUUAAAGAUGUGUCAUUAUAAUUGCAAAAUACAUAUAAAUUCUUAUUUUGUUUAAAGUAAUUGUUGUUUCAUAUUGAACUUGUUGACGACUACAGUGGAAAUUUAAAGUGAAAUAAUUUAAAUACUAAAUCAAAAAAAAAAAAAGGUUUCAUAUUCUCGCUAAUUUUCUUGUUUCAAAUACUUGCUCGUAUGUCAGAGAAAUAAAUUAUAGUACAUGUGAAAAAUAGCAAAAUAUAUUAAAAAAAGUGUUGUUUGUCUGCAAUAUGCAAAUGUUAAUGUUCUACACAAACGUCAACACUAAUAAUGAUGAUAGUGAUGAUGAUGAUCGUCAUCAUUAACCCUGUCGCGUUGGAAUUAAAUUGAAAUUAAAUAGUGGAAAAAAUUAAUCAAAAUUAUACCCGGUAGUACCAAUAAAAGUUUAACAAUAAUAAUUGUCCCAAGUGAUGCAUAAAUGAGUAAUAAAGUAAUAACAGCUAUAAUUUGUGAUGAAAAAAAAAAAUCAUUAGAAAAAAGUUCUUACUACUUAAUAGUAAUUUAAAUGUGUGUGCCACGAAUUUUAAGUAAAAAAGUAAUUUUAUGAAAUACUUGUAUAAAUAUUGCAUAACGAUUAAAUUCAACUACAAAUAUUUAUAGUGCAAACAAAUCAAAUCAGAUGGAGUUAAACAAAUUCCCAUUUUGAAUGCCUAUGUAAUAGAAAAGAGAAUCUGAACAAAGGAAAAGAUAUCGUCAAAUAACCAUGAUAAGUUUUCUUUAAGCUUAUUAACUGCUCAUUACUUUUAAUCAAAAUCCUGCGGUAACUAAAGCGACCAACUUUUUAGUUAGUUGGAAUAAAGACCACUUUUUCUUGUUAAUAUAACAAUGAAUAAUGAUGAAGAGGAACGUGUUUGUUUGCGUAGUCUGGAGGAACGCAUUAUGGAUGAUGAUGACAAGAAAUUGGUUUCCGGCGAAAUACACAGACGUAGUCUAAGUCAAUCUCCGCUUGAGCAGGCAGCUAAAGUGAUUGUCAAGAAAUUUGAUGCCAGUAUAAAAAGUUCCAGUUUUGGAGCCACGGUCGACGAUGGUGGAGGUGGCGUCUGCUGUGCAGAUAACAUAGUAACAUAUACUACGUUGAGUAACGGAAGUGAGAAUCUGCCUGCAGCACAUCAACACAAAGUAAUGCCUCAACAACAAUACAGCAACGGAAGCGGAGAUAAAAUCUGUUGUGGUGAUAUGAGCAGAAACAAAACGACUCACAUAACAGACAAUUCAGAUGACGAAGAAGGCCUUACUAAUCCCGGAAUUCAAUCCAAUAUUGAUGACAACGACAUAGACGCAAUACACACAAGGGAUAACAAUGAAAUGGCUAAUGACUGCACAAACACUGAUGGAGAUGGCGAUAGGAUAAAUGAUGAAAUUGAGAAUGUCGAGGACAUGUCAAAAAUACCACGUCUACCCGGCGAUGGUGCACAAAUGGAUGAUGAGAUGCCAUCUUCAGUUCGAGGUUCAACAUCCACGUUGGCUGCAAGUUUUCGGAAGCCUCGCAUUAAGCCGAACAUUCCAUUGCGAGUACAGUCGGUCCGUAUAAUGGAGAGAAAAAUUCGUUACGGACCAAAGAGAAGAACAGAAAGCUGUAGUGUAUUCGGCAGUACAAGUCUUGAUUUUGAUGCAGAGGAAGAUGGUCACAAACUUCCAUCACCACGGCCAUUAAGCAACGAUACCUAUGCAGCAUUUAAGAGUGGAAAUGUUAUUAAAGGCAUUUUGUGCCCAUCUUUGACAAACUCCUUUAAGCAAAGUUCAUUAGAACGUGCCUAUCUGACCUACACGCAUCGACAACGGCAAAAAUCGCUAAUUAUUGUAAAUAUUGUGGACUUUAUACUGAAGGUGGCACUAGCCAUGAUCUGGUUUCUAAAGGAGACUGUAACUAAAGUUGAUGUGGAAGUUAAUAUUGCAACCGCCAUAACUUGGUCAGUUUGCUGUGCCCUUUCCAAUAUGGCCAUAUGCUUUCUGGGCUAUUGGCGAUGUUUUGCCAACAACUACUUACAUUGGGCAGCCGUAUGUACAUGGAUACUUUUUAAUAUACAAGGAUUUGUUGGAGAAGGUGUGGGGUUUGCUGAUCGAGAAUACUUAAUAUGGUACAUAUUAUUUGUCAUAUUUGUACCGUAUGCUAUGUUACCGUUGCCAUUGAAAUGGUGCGUAGUAGGUGGUACAAUCACAGCUAGUUGUCAUCUAACUGUAAUAACCAUAAUUAAAUUGCAACAAGAGGAAAAAUCAAAUUGUGUGGCAUUUCAAAUAUUUGCUAAUUUCAUUCUUUAUACUGCCAUUAAUGUUGCCGGCAUGUACACGAAGUAUUUAACCGAUAGAGGUCAACGACUCGCAUUCAUAGAAACCCAUAAGGCGAUGGAACAUAAAAAGGAAUCGGAAAAGGAAUUACAAAAAACACAAAAACUUUUAGAUUCAAUUUUACCCAACAUUGUUAAUAAUCAAAUUCGCAGCGAGAUGUACAAAGGUACGGAUCCGAAUGUUGAAACGCAAUUUAAUAAAUUGUAUGUUUAUCCCAUGGAUAAUGUGAGCAUAUUAUUUGCGGACAUAAAAGGUUUUACCGAACUCGCCAGUAAAACAUCUGCUCAACAACUUGUGAAAAUACUUAACGACCUUUUUGCACGUUUCGAUAGAAUAGCAGAGGAUAAUCAUUGUUUACGUGUCAAACUACUUGGUGAUUGCUACUAUUGUGUCUCACAAUUCGAAAGUGAUAACUGGAAAACACGUCCCGAUCAUGCAGUAUGUAGUGUUGAAACUGGCCUCCAUAUGAUAAAGGCCAUCAAGGAUGUUCAAUUGCAUACACAUGUCGAUCUCAAUAUGCGCAUUGGCAUUCACAGUGGCUCCGUUAUGUGCGGUGUUUUGGGAAAUAAAAAAUGGCAUUUUGAUGUUUGGUCAAAUGAUGUUAUAAUUGCAAAUCACAUGGAAUCUGGAGGAAUUCCCGGACGCGUUCACAUAUCGGAAGCAACACUCAAGUGUUUAAAUGAUGCCUAUGAAGUUGAGCCGGGCAAUGGCGGCAGUCGUGACAAUCAUCUGAAAAUGUUAAAUAUUAAAACAUUUUUAAUCAAACGCACAGAACCAUUAAGACCGAAAAGACGCUUUGGCACACGCAGCACCCAACAUCUUGCCAACAAUAAUGGCAGUAAUACAAGUAUUCCAACUGCGAGCACAUCGCCGACAAUUACCGGUAAAACGUUUGUACCUAAAUCCGUUUCCACAACGGGUGUUCAUAACGAACAACAGCAACAACAAACAACGCCCACACCAUCACAACCACAACCACCACCGCCAUUAGCAGCAACAACAGCAACAAAUCCCACAUCACAUGUACCACUUGCAGCGCUACAGAAGAAAAACAUUUCGUUAAGUUCAUUGCCCAAUGUAGUGGAAGGUGUCGCUAUGGGCCCAGCUGGCCUUUCAACCGUUUCCUCACCAACGGCACCCACUGCAGUAAAGGCGAAUGGCGGAAGUGUUCACAGUAUACUGGAUGCAAUUGAUCCAAAAUCAUUAAUUACAGAAGACGAACCGACCACAGAGUGGACACCAGAAAUACCAUUUAAAAAUUUAAAUUCUCCCGAUGAAGGCAUUAUACGUUCCGAUUCAGUUUUAGGAGAUCCAAGACAAUCACAACGUGUUUCAGUUACUCCACUGGAUGAGGAAAUAGAUGAAUUCAUUGAGCAGAAUAUACAAAUUAAUUCGAAUAAGAAAAUUCGACGAGAGUACCUUAGUCCAUGGACAUUAAAGUUUAAAGAUAGAGAUCAAGAGUUGAAAUUCUGUCAAUUGCGCGAAGACAUGUUUCGCUCCAACAUGUUGUGCGUAUUUGUAAUAUGGAUUUUCAUAGUAUUGUGCCAAAUUAUUAUUAUACCCCGAUGUACAAAUCUCUUAAUAUGCUUAGCAAUAGGAACUAUUAUUUUAAUAUUUAGCUGCAUAAUAGUCAUGGCUGAAGAAUUUUCAGGUCUACCGGAUGUUCUUAAACGAAAUUCAGCAAAAUUAGUACAUCAACGACAACGUCGUACCUAUUUCAUAUGUGCCAUUAUCAUUCUUAUGACAGUCUUAAGUUCAGUUGGUCUUAUUCUAUGCCCAUCCUCGACAUACUUCGAUGGUAGUGGCAACAAUAAUAACAACGAAAGCGAGAAACGUUCUACACCAUCGGCCGAUACUUAUAAAGCAAUAUCCAAUCCAGUUAACGGCAGCAGCAGCAGCAGAGUGGCUAUUAUCAAUAACGGUGAAAAGGAAAUAAAAUUGAAUGUUGUUCUCUCAGCCACCAUACAUCACAAUAUUACAAUAAAUGGAGCUGGCAGUAUUGUUGAUGCCAAUUCCUUGUUGGUGGACAAUUUAGCAAAUGCUACAACAAAUGAAUUGAUACGCCGCAGUAUAGUGGAUGCCUUAAAUCUUACACAGACCACAAACAACAUUCUCAAUAAUACGAUCGAACCAUUUGAGAAGUCUCAACGUUCUCGGGUACUUGGCAAUCAACACAAUGAGGAUACCAACAAUAGCCAUAUUCAGAACAAUUUCAUGAUUCCAACGGAUGACAACUAUACGCUAUUUUACACAGAUUUAUUUUUACGUAAUGAAUCCUAUUCACCAGACUGUGCCCAUCCCGAGUACAUCGUAUUUACUUGGAUCUUGUGUUUAGUGUCGUUGGCAACAGCACUUAAGCUGUACUAUUUGGUCAAAGUGAUAAUGGCCAUUUGCAUGGUUGCAUUUUAUACUACUCUGAUUCAAUUGGUAUUUCCACUUAUAUAUCCCAAAGAUUUAAUUGAUCUCGAACAAUCACGUCUCGGCAUGCCAUUGGGCGUUCAAAUGUUAAUACUUUUGGUAUCAUUUUUGGUGAUGGUUUGCUAUCAUGCCCGUUUAGUUGAAGUCACAUCACGUUUAGAUUUUAUUUGGAAGGAACAAGCAGAACGGGAAUUAAUAAACAUGAAAUCUAAUCGAGCAUUAAACGAUACAUUAAUUAAGAAUAUUCUACCCGACCAUGUUGCCGCUUACUAUUUAUCCGAUGAACAUACAGACGAACUGUAUUCGAAUAUGCACAAUUUAUGCGGCGUCAUGUUUGCUUCUAUACCAAAUUUUCAAGAUUUUUACUCCGAGGACAUUGACAAUGGCAAAGCCUGUAUACGAAUAUUAAAUGAAAUUAUUUGCGACUUUGAUGAACUAUUGGAAGAGUCACGUUUUGCCUCCAUUGAGAAGAUAAAAACAGUUGGUGCCACUUACAUGGCAGCAGCAGGCUUGAAUUGCGAUUCGUUGAGAAUGCGUGGUGAGACUUCUGAGGACAGUGUUUGCAGUUUAGUGGAGUUUGCUUUUGCUAUGAAACAAAAAUUGGAGGAUAUCAAUAAAGAGGCUUUUAAUAAUUUUCAAUUGCGAGUGGGCAUAUGUAGUGGUUCCUUGGUAAGUGGUGUUAUUGGAGCCCGCAAACCAGUAUACGAUAUUUGGGGGAAUACAGUAAAUGUGGCAUCACGUAUGGAUUCAACUGGCGAAAAUUGGCGUAUACAGGUGCCAGCUAGUACCGCAGAUUUACUAAAGGCCAAAGGUUAUACAUGUGUGAAACGUGGUGAUAUCAAUGUUAAAGGCAAGGGGAUUAUGACUACUUAUUUUGUUCUUCCACGUGGAGUAACCGAGAGUCAAUUAUCUUCACCUGUGCACAUGCCAGCUGGUAUACCCAUGACACAAACACCCAAUCUACAGCGGCAAACUUCACAUCACGGUUCAUUUAGUGCAGUUGUCUUUGGAAUGCUUCAAGCUUCCAAGCGAAGUACAAAUAUGGCAGGAACUCCUACUGGUACACCUUCACCACAAAUAAGAAGAGGUCAUAGAGGCAGUACAUUUAGUUCAGUCCGUCUGUCACAAAAGGCUACCAUCAACAAUCCUGUACGGCGAAAUACUACUAGAGUUCGUGGACGUUCUUAUCGCCAGAAAAAGAGCUCUUCCAACAACUCAAUCGUUACACAAACAAGUGGUUCCUAUUUACCAUCAUUCCGUCGCAUCGAUCAAAUCGAAACAACAAUAUCAAAAAGUCAAAAUGAUGCAUUAUAGCGUUUACGUUACUGGGUCUAAAAUCCUAAACGCCAGGAAAGCAGAUAGAUGCACAGGAAUUUAAUUUAAUACGUCUUUUAUAUAGAUUUAUGUAAAAAGUACUUAGUACAAGUUAAUUAUUUACGGAAACAGAUACGUAAUGUCAAUUUAAAAAAUAAUGACGAAUUGUAAUGUAAAAAUUUUAUUCAAAAUACAAACAUACAUACAAAGUAAUUAAUUAAGUACAUCACAACUAUUUUCAUAAUUAUUU
Molecule: messenger RNA, 6522 nt
Organism: Lucilia sericata (common green bottle fly)
Lineage: Eukaryota; Metazoa; Arthropoda; Insecta; Diptera; Calliphoridae
Gene: Adcy8
Product: adenylyl cyclase 78C
Exons: 24
Coding region: 1080-6272 (1730 amino acids)
Biological process (GO): intracellular signal transduction; cAMP biosynthetic process; adenylate cyclase-activating G protein-coupled receptor signaling pathway
Cellular component (GO): plasma membrane
Molecular function (GO): adenylate cyclase activity
Source: RefSeq, a predicted model, not a curated record